AUGAAGGCGCUCAGAGAUUAUUUCCCUCUCCUCCUGCUCGUGGUGGCGGUGGUGACAGAAACGGGCGCUAAAGCCUCUGCCUCUGAGGAUGCUCAAUCUAUCACCCCGGGGGGCCCUCCGGAGAGCAGAGCCAGCUUGUACUCCACCACCCAGGACACGGACAGAAGACUCCCUGUGGUCACCACCGCCUCGCCUCUCAACAUCAUGAACCACCACCCUCUCUACAGAAAUCCCCCACAACACCAGGCCCCACUCGGCCCCCAUGUUCAGCCAAACUACUUUGAAGACAGCGGAGAAUCCAGCUCACACCCCAGCACUCGUACCUCCCCCACCGUGCCAUCCGGGAGUGCAUACUCCACUCCACAUAAUGCUGAUGAGAGGGCUUCAGGUGAGAGCGCCAAAGGCUCCAGCAUGCAAACAACCCUUGUCAUGCAUGCAUUAGAAGCCACUUCUCACUCCAACACCCCCAUUACAGCCACCAGAGUGGUUGUAAAGGAUCCAGGACAGGUUUCCACCAUCACCUCUGCUACUGCUACAAAGGAGAACCAUGUAGUGAGGCCAGAUCAGCCCGGACUGAGGCAGAAUGUGAGACCAGGCCGCAACGAAGAGGAGACCACCACCACCACUAUCACUACCACCACCGUAAUCACCACGAUGCAGAGUCCAGUUCCCUGCCAACUGAACCUGACCGGCCCAGAAGGAUACAUAGAGGCUCCACCACAGUCCAGCUUGGCCUUUCACUCCACUGUGGACUGCAGCUACAUCAUCACUGUUUAUAUGGGUUAUGGAGUUGAGGUCCAGGUGAUGAAUGUGAAUCUGUCUGAGGGCGACAAGGUGGUGCUGGAAGACGUGGGCUAUGGGGAGAACACCAUGCUGGCCAACGAGUCCAUUCUGAUGAGGGGGUUGGUGGUACGGAGCCACAGCAAUCAAAUCUCCAUCCGCUUCCACAGCCAGAGGUCCCAGGCCGGAUCCGUCCUGCUCAGAUACCAAUUCUUCGUGUUGAGCUGUGUCUUCCCCCAGCGGCCCCUUUACGGAGAUGUAUCAGUGAGCAGUCUCCAUUCUGGAGGAGAGGCUUUCUUCUCCUGCCUGACUGGUUACCAGCUGCAAGGCCCCAGUGUGCUGACCUGCCGCAAUGCGAGCACCCCCUACUGGAGUGGCAAGGAACCACACUGCCUAGCUGCCUGUGGUGGUGUGAUCACGAACGUCACAGUGGGUCGGAUCAUCUCUCCUGGUUUUCCCAGCAACUACAGCAACAACCUGACAUGCCACUGGCUGCUGGAGGCUCCCGGGGCCCAAAGACUUCACAUUCACUUUGAGAAGGUGGCAUUGGCCGAGGAUGAUGAUCGGGUGCUGAUCAAGAACGGUAACAGCAUAGAUGCAGCUGCCCUGUAUGAUUCCUAUGAGGUGGAGUAUCUGCCUAAUGAAGGUUUACUCAGCUCGUCUAGACAUCUAUUCAUUGAGCUGACUACAGACGCUACAGGCACAUCCACUGGCAUCGCCAUCCGGUACCAAGCCUUUGCAGCAGGCCACUGCUACGAGCCCUUCGUGAAGUACGGUAACUUGACCAGUAGUGACAACAGUUGGGCAGUGGGAGCUGUGGUGGAGUUUGCCUGUGACCCUGGCUAUACUCUGGAGCAAGGCUCUGUCACAAUUGAAUGCAUGGAUCCCAACAAUCCCCAAUGGAAUGAGACUGAGCCCGCCUGCAGAGCUGUGUGUAGUGGCGAAAUCACAGAUUCAGCUGGAGUGGUUCUCUCUCCUAACUGGCCCGAAGCCUACGAUAAAGGCCAGGACUGUAUCUGGGGAAUCCAUGUCGAGGAGGACAAGAGGAUCAUGCUGGACAUUCAAGUGUUGAACAUUGGGAAGAAUGACCUCCUUACCUUUUAUGAUGGAGACGAUCUUACAGCCAAGGUGUUGGGUCAGUAUGGAGGAUCGAAGUCUCACUUUAAGCUCUACACCUCCACUGCGGACAUCACCAUCCAGUUCCAGUCGGACCCUGCCACAAAUGUCUAUGGCUACGGAAAUGGAUUCGUUGUGCACUUCUUUGAGGUAGCUCGUAAUGACACCUGCCCCGAGCUUCCAGAGAUCUCGAAUGGAUGGAAGAGUGCAUCGCACCCUGAGCUGGUUCAGGGCACUGUGGUGACCUACCAGUGCUACCCAGGUUAUCAGGUGGUGGGUGCCGAGCUGCUCAUGUGCCAGUGGGACCUCACCUGGAGCGGUGACUUACCAGGCUGUGAAAGAGUGGUGUCUUGUGCCGACCCUGGAACGGUGGAUCACAGCAGGCGGGUGCUGUCUGGUCCCCAUUUCACUGUGGGUUCAACCAUCCAGUUCAUCUGCAACAAGGGCCUCACUCUGUCUGGAAACAGCCUGCUCACCUGCUUCAACCGAGGCUCCUCAGGCCCCAAGUGGAACCAGAAGCUGCCCAGAUGCCUGCCUGAGACCUUUGAGCCCUGCGGUCACCCAGGAACCCCCACCUAUGGGAUCCCCAACUCCGACAAGCUCCACUUCCAGGCAGGUGACACUCUCCACUACUCCUGCAUGAGUGGUCACCAGCUGCUGGGGGAGCCUGUUCUCCAUUGCAUCCCUGGACACCCGUCCCAGUGGAGUGGGCUGCCACCUGUCUGCAAAGCCAACCCUGCAGGUUUGGAUGAGCACAGAUUAGAUGUGUCUACUGCAGACGUCAGACUGGAGGGGGCCCAAGUGGCGUUUGCUGUCUUCAUCCCUGUCGUCCUUCUCCUCAUCUUCAUAAUUGGGAUGUACCUCUACUUCUCAAAGGUUCCGAGGAAGUCACUACAGCUCUCCCUCUCCUCCAACUUACCAUAUGAAAACAUCUCUGGAGAACCCACAAUCGACAGCUCUGUUUAUGAGACAACGAGGACACCUCACCGCCCCUGGAAAGGCUGGGCCACUGGAUUAUUUUUCUAGCUCUUCAACAGUUACAGUCCAGCAGCAGCAGUUUGUACAGUUUUUAAUCCCGUGCUUGCAUCCUGAGGACUUUCAGUGCAAGUAACAUCUCAGAAAGGAGAAGGAAUAGGUGCGAAGUUUGUGCCAUCAAGUGCAUAUAUCCACAGGUGUUGCAUUGUGUUAUGUUCAUUAUACACUAUUUGUCGUCUGCUUUCAUUUCAAGAACAAUCCCUAUGUGUUUAUGAGAUGUCUAUUAAGAGUAAGACCUGUCACAGAAAAAAAGGAACAGCAGUUGCUCAAAAUGAUUGCUCUUUGACUUUAAGUGACCCAUGAGAAAUCAGAAUGUGCCUUAAGGCCCUUUAAGGAAAAACUGAUGAGAAGAGAGGAGAAGACUGAUAUCAUCCUUGUGUGCAUGUUAAGACCAGAGCUUGAGUCACAAUGUUGUUAGCCUAGCUUAGCAUUUUACUAAAAGCAGGGGGACAUGGCCUUUUAAAGCUAAAAUGACCAUGUGCACUCACCAACACCUCUAAAAUGGUGCAUCUUUGCAACACAAGGUCAAAACAAUUAACAACUUGUGGUUUUGGGAUGUGGCUAGUUCAUGAGAAAAAUUCAUCAACUUACUCAUAUGAAAGUGAAACGUGCAUCUCCAUGCAAGUGAGAGUGAAACUUGAUUCUCUACAGUGAUUUGCUGAAACAGUGACAGACGAAGUAUAGAAAAGAAGGUUAAGCCAUUACCAUGCUGUGCAAUAUGUCUGCAAAGAAGACGACCAUUGUCGUAAUGUCUGAGAGUUCUCUUUUAUUGUUUUACAGUUCUGCUUGACGCAAAGCCAUUGGAGGUUUAUACAACGUUUGCAGUUGUUAGCUUGUGAGUCUUUACAGACUCAUUAGACAUUUUUUUAUACUUUAUCCAUCUAGUUUGGUGUCCUUCUUGCUCAGCUAGGCUUAACUCAUCUGUACCAGCUCUGUGUUUAACACAGACAAUAAAUUGGUAUUAAUGUUUCCAUUUUGCCUUGACAAAGAAAGCAAAUACGCCUAUUUUCCAGAGUGUUGAACCAUUUCUAAAACAGAAACUGUUAACAUACAAGUUAAGAUUAUACAUUACACGCCUCGUCAUAAACCCCAGAAAAUGUUUCCAACUCUCAUGGGCAUCAACGUUUCAGUUUAUAUUUUCAAAUGACCAAAAUGAUGAAUGUGUUCAUACUGUGUGUAACAUACAGAAUUAAACAGUAAGACAUUUUGAUUUCUUCUUUUAGUGACAUCCCAUGUGUUGAACUGUCUAAUAAGCUAAAGGGGAUUGCACACCAAGGUCAGCCAUUGCUUUUACAGUAUUACCAUUGCCUGAAUGCAGGUUAUGUCAGAAUUUAGAGCAUUACUGUCACUCAAACAUUCAGUAUAUAUUGUCCUAGGAGAAUACACUAUGUAUCCAUGCAAGCUGGUGUGACGACAAUGAUUAUAAUCAACCUAUUUUUGAUUGAAUGCACACAAAGUACUUACCAAGCGAACAU
Limanda limanda (common dab) is the source of this 4406-nucleotide messenger RNA. RefSeq names its product seizure related 6 homolog b (gene sez6b). Lineage: Eukaryota; Metazoa; Chordata; Actinopteri; Pleuronectiformes; Pleuronectidae. Gene Ontology annotation, cellular component: neuronal cell body; dendritic shaft; endoplasmic reticulum. Gene Ontology annotation, biological process: synapse maturation; regulation of dendrite development. The record is from RefSeq and is a predicted model, not a curated record. The transcript is spliced from 17 exons. Bases 1 to 2922 code for a protein of 973 amino acids.